GCUGGAACUUCAGAGUGGACUGAGCAGUGGUUAGAGAUUUAGGACCUGACCAGGAGAGGAAGGAUGGAAGUUGAUAACAGCAGAGAUAAUUCCUUCUGAUAACUUAGCAUCACCCAGGCUUCAUUGGAAACGUCCACCCAGCUUCACCGUUUCUGUGUAACAGGGUCAGAGGAAAAGACGCAUGAUGGCCAAGACUUCACAGAGGAAGCAACGUGAUUGCGUAAACCAGUCAAAGCCAAAGUCCCGUUUAAGCAUCUCGAUCCCCUUGAGAAUGUCCAGCUACACUUUCAAGAGACCAGUUACUAGAAUUACGUCUCACCCGGACAAUGAGGUCAGAUACCAUCAAUGGGAGGCUAACUUAGAUAAGCCCCAGCAGGUCUGCUUGCACAAGAGACUGCAAGGACUCCAGGCCUCCGGCAGCUUUGGAGAACUUUUAAGUACUUUAGACCUCGCCAAAACUUUGCACACACUUGCUCCUGGUUGCACCAGUGCAUCCCUGUUAGCUGGUGGUGUGAGCUCCAGCUCUCUGCCUGUCCUUGCCCCGUCUUCUCAUGUGGUGGAGACAGUCCCAGAAAUGGGUUUGGGUGCAACCCAGCUCCUCUGCAAACAAUUUCUGGUCACAGAGGAAGAUAUUAAGAGACAGGAAAGAAAAGUGGAGACAGCAAGAGAGAGACUGGCAGUAGCACUGAUUGCGGACAGAUUAGCUAGUGAGGCGGAGAGAGCGAAGGAACCACAAAAGGUGUCUUGUUAAAUGCCAAGAAAAGAGAAGAUGCUAAAGAAGAAAUAAGACAUGAUAUUAUUUUAGCACCAC
This is a messenger RNA of Cavia porcellus (domestic guinea pig), 811 nucleotides long. RefSeq names its product methyl-CpG-binding domain protein 3-like 1. NCBI's taxonomy places the organism in Eukaryota, Metazoa, Chordata, Mammalia, Rodentia, Caviidae. The transcript is spliced from 2 exons. The record is from RefSeq and is a predicted model, not a curated record. The coding region runs from base 182 to 751 and encodes 189 amino acids.